AUGACCAAAGUUAUUGUAAAAAAUAUUUCAGCAACCGCUUCUGAAAAAACAGGUUUGUUAAAAAUUAUUCUUUCACUUUCCAAAGAAACAUUUGUUACAACAUGUGAUGGCACACAAGAUGGAGAUGGUAUAAGGCAAGAAGAUAAGGUUAGAAAUGAUAAAGAACCUAUUGUUAAGCCAAAGUCUGCAAUUUUUGCCGAAAUUUUAGCGGCUGGAUACCAACUUCAAGAUACCAUUAUUGAAAAGGGUCUCGAAUUUGACGCAAAGUAUGGCAUCAGUGCUCGUUUAAGCAGUUAUUUAUCAACAAUCCAAGAACAACUUCUAUCGCUUGAAAACAAGUAUCAUGUCUACGAAACUGUUUCCAGCAAGGCCACUGAACUUGAUUCUAAAUAUGAAGUGCAAAACAAGGUGAAAUCUGCAGCAUCACAGGUUCAAGAUAAGGCCACUCAAGCCUUGGAUACUUAUCCAGGCAAACAACUUUACGAAUUUUACUCCAACACUUCAAAACAAGUUAUAGAUGUUCACACUGAAGCCCGAAGAAUUGCAAAUGAAAAGAAAGCUGCUCAAAUUGUAGAUGCUUCUCAUGCUUCUCAACAACAAGAGAAAGUCGAAACUCAAUAA
Dentiscutata erythropus is the source of this 621-nucleotide messenger RNA. NCBI's taxonomy places the organism in Eukaryota, Fungi, Glomeromycota, Glomeromycetes, Diversisporales, Gigasporaceae. The record is from the annotation of a GenBank genome assembly.